CAAUCCUAAGAAUCAUACAUGAAAGAAGAUUUUGUAAUAUUCUACAAACUGUAAACCAUUAAGAAAAAAAAAUAUAGCUUUUAACUUUUGGAAUUGGAAGCACAUCAGACACAAAACACAAAGUCUCUGUUUCACCUUUUAACCCAUUCAAGAAUUUUCCUUUAAUUUCAGUGCCCCUCUUACUUUGCUUAUUUAUCUAUCUAUCUCCCCUCCUCUGUUUCUUCGCCUUCUCUCAGCUUUUCAUCUUUAUCAGAAAGAAAGAAAGAGUGAAUGGAGCUGUGGACAGAAGCUAGAGCCCUGAAGGCUAGUCUAAGAGGAGAAGCUAUCAAACAUCAAGUGAUUGUGUCUGAGGAACUAAGCAGAACUUCUUCUGCUGAAGAUUUCUCCGUCGAGUGUUUCCUCGAUUUCUCAGAAGAAGUUCAAGAAGAAGAAGAACUUGUCUAUAUUUCUUCUUCACAAGAAGAACAAGAACAAGAUUGUUGUAACACUAGUUCACAGCCUUGCAUUUUUGAUCAACUUCCUUCUUUGCCGGAUGGAGAUGUUGAAGAGCUUGAAUGGGUAUCUCGUGUUGUUGAUGAUUGUUCAUCACAAGAAGUCUCACUUCUCUUCACACAAACCCACAAAACCAGACCAAGCUUCUCGUCUCGAGUUCCGGUUAAACCAAGAACCAAACGGCCUCGGAACAGCUUAGCCGGAGACAGGGUCUGGCCACUCGUUUCAACCAACCAACAUGCAGCAGGAGAGCAGCAGUGGAGGAAGAAGAAGAAACAAGAACCGGUCAUUGUGUUUCAACGAAGAUGCAGCCAUUGUGGGACAAACACCACACCUCAGUGGAGAACCGGUCCGGUCGGUCCAAAAACCUUAUGUAACGCAUGUGGAGUUCGGUUCAAGUCCGGUAGGCUAUGUCCGGAAUACAGACCGGCGGAUAGUCCGACGUUCUCUAAUGAGAUUCACUCAAAUCUUCAUAGGAAGGUUCUUGAAUUGAGAAAGAGUAAAGAGUUGGUUGAAGAAGAAACAGGUGAAGCUAUUACUAAAUCAGACCAAGUCAAAUUUGGCAGCCAAAGUGGUAGAGAAGACUUAGGUAAAAUGUAAACCUACUUUUUUUAGCAUUAUCUCUAGUGUUGUGUAAUUUAACAACUUGCUUCAUUACAUUGGAGGCUGUUUUGGAAUUAGUCUAUAAAAAAUGGGUUUCUCUAUAAAACAAGAUUUAUGUAAUUUUUAAUGAUGUGAGAGACCACCACCACUACAUACUUAGAAUGAUUUUGGUCCAUGUAAGGUGGCAUAGACUUUUUGUAAGUAUGUGGCAAACUGUAAUAGCUAAUACUUUAUAGUUAUAUUUUGCAUAUC
Brassica napus (rape) is the source of this 1347-nucleotide messenger RNA. RefSeq names its product GATA transcription factor 3-like. The transcript is spliced from 3 exons. Bases 271 to 1092 code for a protein of 273 amino acids. Lineage: Eukaryota; Viridiplantae; Streptophyta; Magnoliopsida; Brassicales; Brassicaceae. Gene Ontology annotation, cellular component: nucleus. Gene Ontology annotation, molecular function: sequence-specific DNA binding; zinc ion binding. The record is from RefSeq and is a predicted model, not a curated record. Gene Ontology annotation, biological process: positive regulation of DNA-templated transcription.